Messenger RNA from Recurvomyces mirabilis, 1197 nucleotides. RefSeq lists its product as uncharacterized. The coding region runs from base 1 to 1197 and encodes 398 amino acids. NCBI's taxonomy places the organism in Eukaryota, Fungi, Ascomycota, Dothideomycetes, Mycosphaerellales, Teratosphaeriaceae. The transcript has a single exon. The record is from RefSeq and is a predicted model, not a curated record.
AUGUCUACCGCGACAUCUGCUACGACCAUCUUUUCGCUUCCCUCCGAGAUCAUUGUGGCUAUCAAUGAGCACAAUCGCCACCAGCAUACUAUCGCAAGCCAGUACAUCGGCAUUACACCCCUCGCUCCAGACGACACCAAUGGUCUUCGACACUCCUCUCAACAUCUAAAGCGAGUCUUCGACUCCAAACUCUACGGGUCUGCAGAGUUCUUCUACUCCUCUUCCGGGUCCGGCAAUCAUAAUCCACACCUACGCCACCCUUCAGCAGCUGCUGAUCUUCUCCACUGGUUCGAUGGACUUGGCGAGCCUGUAAAUGGCCGCAGGGUCAGGAAUCUGAGCCUGGAGAUGUAUGGGCCUGAAUUCCUACUCCUUUUCGCACCUCCUGAAGCCGCAAGUCUGCUUAACCUACCAGCUGGGCGCGGCGACUGGGCAAGAGCAGCGCGGCGACUGCGAGCUCUAUGCCUCAAUCGCCUCACGAUCAGAGUUUUGGCGGAGACUUGUCCACGACCUUGCUCCGCAGGCAAGAGCAACCAUGUGAAAGCCAACAGUGAUGGAUCCACGCCGACACAUUUCGUCGCUGAUCCGGUCUGGGCUGUCAAAGCCGUCCUAGAGACAUGGCUGCCGCAUCUCUCCGAGUAUUGUGAUGUUCAGCUCUUCACCGCUCAUCGAGGCCAAGCCACCCAGCCGACCACUACUCCGCUUACCAGCCUCGACCUCGAGCGCAUCAAACUCGCUUCCUGGAAUACGCUACACAUUGCCGUUGACGCAUGGCACACCUGCGAUACCUUGGACGUCUACGCAAACGCCCCCGAUACUACGAUCUUGCACAAGGCAGCACCGGUGAUUGGUGAUUGGGAUAAGUCUCCAUCGCCUUUCCUCGGUCCGAAGGAUAGACCAGAGGGAAUAGAUAGGUGGGAUUGGUCUUGCUUCCCUUUGAUGGGGGGAUGUGAUGUAGACAUGGAGGUUCAGAUCGAGGAAUGGCAGUGCCCGGGCCCUUACGUAGCGAACGAGGUUGGGUCGAGUGGAAUGACGAGCGGAGAUGAGUGGGAAGCCGUUGCAGAGGCGAAGGGGUAUCGUAUCCCGGUCGUGUUUGUCGGCGCGAAGAGGAGAGCGGCACUGCGGGAGCAUGGUGGUAGACGGGAUGUGGCGGAGGAAUCGCUGGGACGUGAAAUGGGCCUGGCGAGUCUUGGGUUGUGA